Messenger RNA from Numida meleagris (helmeted guineafowl), 2253 nucleotides. RefSeq names its product major facilitator superfamily domain containing 9 (gene SLC67A2). The record is from RefSeq and is a predicted model, not a curated record. Gene Ontology annotation, cellular component: membrane. The transcript has 6 exons. Bases 18 to 1415 code for a protein of 465 amino acids. Lineage: Eukaryota; Metazoa; Chordata; Aves; Galliformes; Numididae. Gene Ontology annotation, biological process: transmembrane transport. Gene Ontology annotation, molecular function: transmembrane transporter activity.
CCCAGCCGCCAUUGCGCAUGCCCAACACUGCCGCGGCGGGGCGCGGGCCCGGGGCAGCCGCCGGCCGGAUGGCGGAGGAUGGAGGCCGGGGAGCUGCAGACAGCCCGGAGGCGGCACGCCGCUUCGUGCGCUGUCUGUACGCCGUGGGCUUCCUGGAUUUAUUUGGUGUGAGUAUGGUUGUUCCUUUAAUGAAUCUUCACAUCAAAUCUCUAGGAGCAAGUCCUACAGUUGCUGGAAUAAUAGGAUCUCUCUAUGGUAUAAUGCAACUAUUUUCCAGCACAUUUGUGGGCUGCUGGAGUGAUAUAGUAGGAAGACGGUACUCCCUGCUUGCUUGUAUUCUUCUCAGUGCACUGGGUUACUUCCUUCUUGGAACAUCCACCACUGUGUUCCUGUUUGCCCUUUCUAGGGUCCCUGUAGGUAUUUUCAAACACACGCUUUCCAUCUCUAAAGCCCUGCUUUCUGACUUGGUUUCUGAGAGAGACCGCCCUUUAGUAAUGGGACGUUUCAAUGCAGCCUCUGGUGUGGGCUUCAUACUGGGGCCUGUUGUUGGUGGCUACCUUACAGAGUUGGAAGAUGGCUUUUAUCAGACAUCUUUCAUCUGUGCCUCUAUCUUCCUUCUGAAUGCUGGUCUCGUCUGGAUGCUACCCUGGCAUGAAGAAAACGUCAAUAAGAAAUGCAAACAAGGCAAGAAAAGGACAGACAAUUCCUCAGCAAAAAGAGAUUGUGGCUUGCACUUUAAACCAGUAACUAAUGGAGCUAUAGCAAAUGAUAGUCCUUUCCAGUCUCCAUGGGUCCAAAUUGCAACGGUGCUGAAGAGGAUUAAAGGAAUCGCGUCCUCUGAUUUGUGGGAUAUAUUUUUAAUACGAUUACUGAUGUCUGUUGCUAUACUGCUAUACUAUAGUAACUUUACUCUGGCUUUGGAUGAGAGAUUUGGGGUGAAACCCUUGUUCUCUGGAUACCUAAUGAGCUAUAGCAGUACACUUGGAGUUCUGGCUGGUUGUCUUCUUGGACCAAUAACAAGACUGUAUCAGCACAACACUUACAGACUUCUGUUGCACUCUAGCACUUUCACCUGCGUGUUGAUUCUUCUGUAUGCAUCGGCACUUAGCAUGUGGAUGGUCAUUUUGUCUUCCACAUUCUUAGCCUUUUCAACUACUAUAGGUCGUACUUGCAUCAUUGACCUCGAACUGACCAUCGGUGGGAAUGAGGCCAGCGGUACGCUCCUCGGUGUUGGACAGUCUGUGACAUCAGUGGGACGUAUAAUUGCCCCACUCCUUUCUGGAAUUGCUCAGGAGUUCAGUCCCUGUGGCCCGCCAAGUCUGGGGGUUGGUUUAGCUUUAAUAGCUAUUCUGAUAAUGAACGCUAACAAGCAAAAAUAUUGUAGUAGUGGAAAUAUUAAGUUAAAAAAUCAAUAGCUGCAAAUUUGGAUUGCGUGGAUGCGUUUUACAGAAGAGCCACAGCGAAUCAACCUGGGUUGACACAUACACCUGCCAGACCUGUACAGUAGUAACAGGACCAUUUGAGAGGGCAAAUUUUGUUCACGCAGAGACAAGUGUAUAUAUACACACAAAUAAAUAAAUGCUGCAGGACAGUUGUCUUUCUGAACUGGGAUCACUAGAAUUCUUAUGAGAGGGACAGAUGUUAAUGAACAGUAUUGACUGGGAUUUUUUACGAACUUUUAACCUUCUUGGAGGGAAUAGAAGAAUGACUUGAAGUACACAAAUCCUCUUUGUAGCUGAUAUUUGAAACAGCGUUUAGACUGAUAUCUUGUAAAAGGUGCAGACAGAAGUUAAUUUGUUUCAUUUAAUAAGAGGUGAGCUUUUAUUAUUUAAUCAGGAGAAUUUGGAACGUAACUUACUACGAAUAAUUUCUUAUGCUGUGGUCUGUUGCCAUUUUCUGCUGUGACAAUAGCUAAUUAACAAGGUGUUUGCUUAUAUGAUUUUGUUAAGCGUACAUUGUCUUUAAAACAUGCUAGCCAUCUGGCCCUGAUUACCAGUCUUUCCCAGGCAACAGAAUUGGAUCUAUGCUAAUUUUGUGUAUUAGCAAGCUUAUAAUGGACAAUUUUGGAAUAACAUGGAGUCAUUCAGACUGAAACUGAGACUGAACCUAAGCUUUAUUUGAAACUUGAAACUGGUAGUUUGUGUUUAGUGAUAACUUCUACUGAGCAACUUUGUCAUAAAUUAUUUUUUAAUACUUCCUGUGCAGUUUUUCUGCCUUCGUUUUAAGAAUAAAUUUGCUUCUCAAGUCUUCUGA